GGCGAAGGCGUCAAGAGGAUGCGGAGUUCAAGUCUAUGGAUAAUGCAUACGUCAGGGAGGGCAUGGUUAUGAAAUAAGGCGGGGACCUUACCACUUCACGUUUUUCAUUCUCAGCAUCUUUUUACGCUCUGAUGGUUUCCCCUACCUUUUCUCUAUUUCUCUUUAUUUAUUAUUUUCUUUUUCUUAUCUCGUGCAAUCCAUCAUAUUACCAACCGCAACUAGCAUUAACCGUCAUUAUUAAACCUAAAAGAACCCUAUUCUUAUGUUACAUAAUGUACUUAAUAUGGUGGGAGGCCAUUCGGCCAGGAUAUGGGUAAUUCAGAACCAUAGGUCUAACACUUACAACUUUGCUCUA
This is a messenger RNA of Aspergillus pseudonomiae, 355 nucleotides long. RefSeq lists its product as uncharacterized. NCBI's taxonomy places the organism in Eukaryota, Fungi, Ascomycota, Eurotiomycetes, Eurotiales, Aspergillaceae. The record is from RefSeq and is a predicted model, not a curated record. Bases 132 to 317 code for a protein of 61 amino acids. The transcript has a single exon.